AACACACACGCGCGCGCGUGGGGAAAACACUACGCGAGACUUUCGCGGGACACCGUUCAAGUAUGGAGGACAGUUCAGAAGAUAAAAGUUCCCUAAGGUCUGUGCAACACGUUAUUUUGGUCUUAUCUGGAAAAGGUGGGGUGGGAAAAAGCACCGUGGCAUCUCAAUUGGCUUGCACGCUAUACAAGAUGGGAAUGAAGGUAGGAUUGUUAGAUGUGGACCUGUGUGGCCCAAGCAUUCCUCGGAUGAUGAAAUUAGAAGCGGCAAAUGUUCAUCAAUGUUCCGAUGGAUGGGUGCCAGUGUAUACCAGUUCUGACCAAAGGCUCGGAGUAAUGUCUAUUGGUUUCUUGCUCUCAAAUCGUGAUGAGGCAGUCGUAUGGAGAGGACCUAAGAAAAAUUCCAUGAUAAAACAGUUUAUAACAGAUGUUUGUUGGGGAAAUUUGGACUAUUUGAUUAUUGAUACACCUCCAGGCACUUCUGAUGAACAUAUAACUGUUGUGGAAAGUUUAAAACAUUUCAAUCCAGAUGGGGCCAUCCUUGUAACCACACCACAGGAGGUUUCUGUAAAUGAUGUUAGACGCGAGCUAUCAUUUUGCCAUAAGACAGAGGUACCUGUACUUGGUAUAAUAGAAAACAUGAGUGGGUUCAUAUGUCCGCAUUGUUCAGAAUGCAGCAAUGUUUUUUCAAGUGGAGGUGGUGAAGCUCUUGCAAAGCAAUGUGGUGUCCCAUUCCUAGGCUGCAUACCUUUGGAUCCAAAUCUUGCCAAAUGUCUUGAGGAGGGCGAGGAUUUUCUACAGUCAUUCCUAGAGUCAGAAGCUAGCAAAAGUUUUAACAAAAUUGUCACAGACCUUGUUUAUUUAGGUGGCAGAAUGAACACUUCAAAUUAAUAUAGAAUUGCAAAUACUAUUUGUGUUCUUUUGUAUAUAAAUAAAACUGUUUUGGUCCUUGAGUCUUGGUUUAUACAU
Molecule: messenger RNA, 965 nt
Organism: Dendronephthya gigantea
Lineage: Eukaryota; Metazoa; Cnidaria; Anthozoa; Malacalcyonacea; Nephtheidae
Product: cytosolic Fe-S cluster assembly factor NUBP2 homolog
Exons: 9
Coding region: 63-887 (274 amino acids)
Biological process (GO): iron-sulfur cluster assembly
Cellular component (GO): cytosol
Molecular function (GO): ATP-dependent FeS chaperone activity; 4 iron, 4 sulfur cluster binding; ATP binding
Source: RefSeq, a predicted model, not a curated record